Molecule: messenger RNA, 1147 nt
Organism: Adineta steineri
Lineage: Eukaryota; Metazoa; Rotifera; Eurotatoria; Adinetida; Adinetidae
Source: the annotation of a GenBank genome assembly
AUGGUUCGUACAUAUGAUUAUUUAUCUACGUUUCGUUUAAUGAAAAAAGAAACAGAUAAUAUUGAUUUUGUUGUAGAAUUCUUCAAAGCCGAUUUUACAAACACUGAAACACUUCUUGUAGUUCUUAAUGAACUUAUUACUCAAGUGGGUGAUCGUUUGACUUUUACAAAUAAAGAUUUUGCAUAUGAUGAUAGUGCAUAUCGAACUGUAUGUGGAGUAUCAAAUCUUGGUAGUGUUCAUUCACUUCUUGCUGGAGAAGGAAAUAUUCAAAGUGCUAAAUUUGCUCUUCAUCUUAGCGUUGACUGUGAUGGAAUAACAAAAACACCUAAAAAACUUCGAGAAUUUGUUCUAACAAACUUGCGUCGAGUAUUUGAUAUUCGCCGGACUUCAUCAAUUAUGCUUGGGUUCGGUAUUACUAUGCCUGACAUGGUUGAGACAAAACAUUCUGCUGAGUUCUUGGAAGAAAAAUUGAAUGAAUCAUCCAUAAGAAAACGUAAUGAUAUCUUUAAAGAUUUAUUUUCAGAAGACUAUGGUUAUACGCUAGAACCAGUAAUUCGAUAUCUACAGUUACACAUAUCCGACUUAGAACCUAGUUAUAAUCGUGAUUAUCCUUUUGCUGAAGAAGCAACACGAGGUGAAUGGGCUGUAGGAUAUCAUGGCAUAGGAUCAAGUGGUGUAAAAGGCAUUGUAGAUAAAGGAUUAUUACAUAAUUCUGUUGCAUAUAAUCAAAAUCCAUCGAUUACAAAUGUACAAGGAUUUCGUGUUCAACCAGGAAAAUUUACCGAACAUACAAAUACUGCUGUGGUUAGUGUUGGAAAAGUAUGGCGCGUAUUCGAUGAAACAGCUAUACGACUGUACGGAUUACUUUUAAAAAGUUCGUAAACGAUUGAUUUAAUCGGUCUUUAACCUCAUCGCCGAAAAAUACUUCGUCGAAAUGCAGAUCGCCGAUUUUCGGCGAUCUGUAUUUCGAUAAUCUGUAACUUCGGCGAUAUAUAUUUCGACAGUCUAUCAUUUCUAGAAUUUCACUUUCGACGAAGUGCCAGUCGGCGAUAUUGCUUUUCGCUAAUCACAUAUCCAACACAACAACUCGUUAUUCAUGCUAGCACAUAAUACUAAGACUUUCGAUGAUAUAUAUAUAUAUAUAUAU